UUUGUUUAUACACCUAAAAAAUCCUUUGUUUCCAUCGCCUUAACACCAUGAAGAGCGUCAUAAUCAUUGUAGCUCUCCUAUGCCUCGUCUCUCUUCCAAACCAUACCGUCGGAUUAACAAAGAAACCGUGGCCUAAGCCGUCCGAUCUAGCCAACAACAACAACAACAACAACUUCGGUGACUCUAAGGUUGGUUGGGCUUGCUCCUCCUCUUCAGACCCCAACGCUCCUCCUUCACCUCCCGGCUCGUUCCCUAAUAUCCCCAAAAUCCCGGGAAUACCAAACAUCCCGUUUCCCAACAUCCCGGGAAUCCCGAUGCCUAACAUCCCGGGACUCCCUAACAUUCCUGGACUUCCACGUCCUCCGUUUGAGUCUCUUCUCGUGUCGCAAUCAGGUGAGUUAGAGAAGUGUUUGUCCAAAGAUGGUUCGAAAACGAACGAAAAAUGUUUCUCGCAAAUAUUUUCGAGUUGGGCGGAGAAUGAUUUCGCAUUGGACAAAGAGUGUUGUGAGGUCAUAGUAAAUAUGAACAAGAGGUGUUACGGCCAUCUUCACAUGAUGUUUAAGAGUCAUUUCUUUGCUCCUCUUCUUCAAUACUCUUGUCACAUCAAGCAUGCCAAGAACUAAGCACAUCUACCUCAAGCAUCUCUUUUUUUUUCCUUCUUGUUUUUAGUUUUGUUAGGGUUUUGUUUUGUUUUGUCCAUUUCUCAUGGGCAUAUCUUGAUUUGUUCGUCGUUUAAUUAAUAAAAUUAUAGUUUUUAU
Messenger RNA from Arabidopsis arenosa, 758 nucleotides. The record is from the annotation of a GenBank genome assembly. NCBI's taxonomy places the organism in Eukaryota, Viridiplantae, Streptophyta, Magnoliopsida, Brassicales, Brassicaceae.